Camelina sativa (false flax) is the source of this 3005-nucleotide messenger RNA. NCBI's taxonomy places the organism in Eukaryota, Viridiplantae, Streptophyta, Magnoliopsida, Brassicales, Brassicaceae. The record is from RefSeq and is a predicted model, not a curated record.
UUAAACCACACAUUAUGAAAAUAUGAUAUUUAUAGAGAAAACCCUUUCACACUUCAACGUCUGGUUGUUCUCUUAAAGAACCUGAUAAGAGAGCAAUGUGGGAGAGAAAGAAGCACGUGUCAAGAGCUAAAGAGAAGAUUAUAGAAUAUAAAUAGAAAUAGAGUACGAUGGUGAACAUCAUCCUGCGUGAUCAACAUUGUGAGUUUGUUAGAUCAGAGCUGCGACUCUGUUCAAGGUGAUAAGAGAGGAGAACUGUAACUCCAAUCUUAUCAGUUAGGGUUCAUAGUUUGUAUUGAGGAAUUGAGAAGAGAUAAGAGAGAAGAUUUCUUCCUUCAAUCUUAACAAAUGGUGCGCUUGGGAACACGGAUCGAAUCAAACACUGAAGAAAGUUAGGGUUUUUACAAUUUGGGGAUUUUAAUCACAAUGUGUCUUGAGGGAUUUCCAAUCAUCGAUGGUGUUUCUGGUGAAUUGUGACCAUGGCUUUCAUGGAUAGAGGAUUUCUUUAUCCAGGAGGCUUUCAUGGGAGAUGAGAAGCUGAAUCUUGCACAGAGUCUUCUCGAAGGUGACACUGAAGCUUGGUUUUACUGGCGACAAUCACUUUGCACUUUCUCAAGCUGGCAGAAGUUGAAGGAGGCUUUAUUGUUUCAGUUCGGUGAAGAUGACGAUCCAGAGAAGCUUCGAUUGCAAGAAAGGAAUGACCGACUCAUCCAGCAAUGGCGUGAGAACAAAAUACGUAGGGAUGUCACGACGAUCCAACAAGAAUCAAUUCCUUCAGUGGCCAUGAGUCAAGAAACGAACACCGAUGAGAGAUUCCAUGUUCAACAUCAAAUAUCACCGGAGCAAGACGAUGAAAUAGCGGAGAAGAAGAAAGAAGUGGAUUUGUGUUUGGGGAAGAUCACGUCGCAACCGUCGGACAUAAUGCAAUCGCAAGAAGUAUUAAACUGGAAUUGUAACAUGAACACAAGUGUGACAUUGAUUAGCCCUCGGUUAAUCGAUUCUGAUUUUGAGAAAUUGCAAAAUGAUGAUCUAAGGGAAGUGGAAGCCAGUUCUGUGUUAGUCAAGCUAGACAAUGUUGUCAAGAAUAGGAACCAAGAGAAAAAAGCCAUCCAUAAUACUGAGAGUAAUCAACUGGAAUCGAUUCCACAAGUAUCUCAUCAGCUUGUAGAGCUUUCACAUCUUCAGGUAACAAUCCCGACGUUGGAACCUAGCCUUAGGAUUCGAAAUGUAUAUCCAAGUGUUCUUGAGGAUUGGCCAUCUGCUAGUAUGAGGUUCAAUAGUUCACAGUGUCUUGAAUGUGUCAAUGGCAAGCAAUGUACACACCAUGUGUUCGACAGAUUGUGUGAGAGAAGGAAUAAAUUAAAUCAACAUAAGAAGUUGAAUUUGUCUCGUAAAUCAUGGAUGUUUAAGUAUAAAAGGAAGCAUGAACGGUUUGUUAGCUUUGGAGAAGCUACUGGAAGAAAGCACAGAAACAGAGUGCUUACCAUACACCAAAUGUUUACAGCUCCACUUAUAAGGGAAAUUCUUCAUACGGAGGAAAAUAAACUGGUAUUGGAACAGUUGGGUGACACACUUUGUGAAGAUGAUAGGGUCGUGUUGCAAUCUAAUAUUGAAGCUACUGUCUCUUAAUCAGAAGCACUUCUACGACAUUUGGCCACUUCUGCUAUCAAAGUCACCAAAGUUGUACCUACAUCGCAUAAGAUUCAUGAUCUUGACAUGGAGAAUAGGCCGGAUUAUAUGCUUGAAAGGGUACUGGAGCGGAUCAUGAAAAGAGACAUUCAUAUUAUGCAUCUUACUCCAUUUGCAGGAAAUAAAUCUGGAGAAACUAAGAGUGAGAGGAUGCAGGUUGUGUGUGUAUUUAGCUUCCAGGUAAGGUGCAUCUGCACUAAGUUUUGUAUGCUCAAGUGUCACAAAAAACUUUAUUUUUCAGUGUGGCAUUGUUGGAAGAGCAAGGCUGAGGAGAUCCAGUCAGUUUCAAGGCUUUUAUGGUUGGGAUUGACAACUACAGUGUUGAAGCAUAUAUUACAGAUAUAUCUCCGGUUGAAGAAGCCAAAAUUGGUCAAAACUUGGCAUUACAAGUACAAAACUAAGAGCCAUGGGAUAGACAUGGAAGUGACUAUGCAACAGACAUUGCCUCUCAAGUGUGGCCACAUUGGAGAAUGCUGCAUGACACUAAUCAUGGGUUUAUUGCAUAAAUUGUAUUACAUGCUGUAUGUGAGCAGAUUUUACAAAAGACUUGAGAGAAUAACGGGUUCAAUAAGUUCUGCAAGUGCCUGCUCCAUCAGAUGGCCCAUUUAAAGUAGUGACUUGUUUGCAGCCGGCUGCAGUUUGGCUGUCCUUCCCUCAUGCUUCGGGAAUCUCUAUGAGGUUGCUUCCAUUCUUGUUUCUUCACUUGUACCAAAAUGCUACGACACAAGCUUGAGGACAAGCUUGUUUAAAUGGGGGGAGUAUUGAUAAGAGAGAAAUGUGGGAGAGAAAGAAGCACGUGUCAUGAGCUAAAGAGAAGAUUAUAGAAUAUACAUAGAAACAGAGUACGAUGGUGAACAUCAUCCUGCGUGAUCAACAAUGUGAGUUUGUUAGAUCAGAGCUGCGACUCUGUUCAAGGUGAUAAGAGAGGAGAACUGUAACUCCAAUCUUAUCAUUUAGGGUUCAUAGUUUGUAUUGGGGAAUUGAGAAGAGAUAAGAGAGAAGAGUUCUUCCUUCAAUCUUAACAGAACCUUUCUCUUAUUGAGAUUAACUCUUUUCUGGCUUCACUAGUUGCCAAACAAUUCGUAGGUGAUUCUUCACAACACCGAAGUCCUACAGCAAAAACCAGUGUCAAGCACUCAACAAUAGGGAAAAUGACCCUCAGACCGCUCUGGAAAAUCGAUUUGUCUGCAAUGUCCAAUAUUCUUUCUGGCAACGCCGACUUUGCGUAGCUGUGCAGGGUGAAGUUUUCACCAAAUAAAUCAUUGGUUGGCUGUCUUCCAGUGAAUAUUUCCAAAAUGAGAACCCCAAAGCUGUACAUA